This is a messenger RNA of Brachypodium distachyon (stiff brome), 1239 nucleotides long. RefSeq names its product PHD finger protein ALFIN-LIKE 3. Gene Ontology annotation, cellular component: nucleus. Lineage: Eukaryota; Viridiplantae; Streptophyta; Magnoliopsida; Poales; Poaceae. Gene Ontology annotation, molecular function: transcription cis-regulatory region binding; histone binding; transcription coregulator activity. The coding region runs from base 128 to 871 and encodes 247 amino acids. Gene Ontology annotation, biological process: regulation of DNA-templated transcription. The transcript is spliced from 5 exons. The record is from RefSeq and is a predicted model, not a curated record.
UCCAAUUCUUCUCUCGCGUCUCGACUCGACGACGCCGCCCGCCCGCCGCAGCCGCAGCCGCCGCCGCCCUCCCCCAUCCGCUCUUCGGACUCGCCGCCGGGGAUAGCGGCUUAUCUUCCUUCCCCACAUGGAGACGGCGCGGGGCCCCGCCGCGGCGUCCAGGCCGCGCACCGUGGAGGAAAUCUUCAAGGACUUCUCCAACCGCCGCCUCGGCCUCGUCCGCGCCCUCACCUCCGAUGUGGAGCAGUUCUACGGCCUCUGCGACCCAGAUAAGGAGAAUUUGUGCCUGUACGGGAACCCCGACGGGAGCUGGUCGGUCACCCUGCCGGCGGAGGAGGUGCCUUCGGAGCUGCCCGAGCCGGCCCUCGGCAUCAACUUCGCGCGCAACGGCAUGCACCGCCGCGACUGGCUCUCCCUCGUCGCCGUGCACUCCGACUCGUGGGUCCUCGCCGUCGCCUUCUUCUACGGCGCACGGCUCAACGCUAACGAACGGAAGCGCUUAUUCAGCAUGAUCAACGAUCUGCCAAAUGUGUAUGAAAGUAUGGUUGACAGAAAGCAGUCCAGGGCCAAGUCUGGUGUUGAUGGCAACGGCAAAUCCAGACACUCAUCAAAGCAAACAAAGGACGGCCGUGCAAAGAACUCCAGAGUACUCGCUCAGGAGCAUGCCGAGGAGGACGACGAGGAAGAAGAGCACAGUGAAACCUUCUGCGGGACCUGUGGCGGUCUGUACGACGAGAGCGAGUUCUGGAUCGGCUGCGACAUCUGCGGGCGGUGGUUCCACGGCAAAUGCGUGCGGAUAACCCCUGCUAAAGCGGAGCACAUAAAGCAAUACAAGUGCCCUGACUGCAGCGGCUCCAAGAAGAUCAGGUAGUUAAGGCUCUAUAUAUGUGGCCUGCCUCUGCUAUAAGUGUCGUUAACCCCAAUCUGAUCAAAGCAAACUACACCGGUUUCCUUCUCCGCCCAAGGCCGCAUCUGGCAGAUGUGGGCUUUGUUUCCCUAGAAAAUGCAUGCUUUUCCAUGUGGUAGUAGCCUUAUACGUGCUCUGAAAGACUGAUGAUACAUAGCUCAUAGGUACUACUCUUGUAGCUUGUUGUUAUAGAUGGGCUCCUUGGUUGUCAUUUUUCGAUGUGUUUAUUCCCAUGCGUGGACAAUGCCGCUGUAGCCUUGUUUCGCCGAUGAUGGUCGGAUUGUGCCUUGGAAGUGAUUUGGUUGUAGUAUUGUUUUUUCUUCUUUCCUGCA